GUUACAUAAGGGUGCAUGUUAGCACGACUGCUGUAUUUUACCGGUGCAAGAUUCAGAAAAACAGCAAUGGCUGCUCCGAAGCCAUGCUUAUGCUCGAGUAGAACAGCGACUGAUCUACUCGUCUUGUGCUUCUUGCUCCUCCAUGUUUACUUUCAUCAUGCGACCGCUCUCUCCUUCAGUUACGAUUCAUUCAGCCUCGACGAUUUCAAGCCAGAGGCCGACGCGAUGAUCACCGCCGGCAGGAUCGAGCUCCUCGGCGACGAGGCAGGCGGUCGGGCAAGAGGCCGCGCGCUGUACAAGCAGGCAGUGCAGCUCUGGGACCGCGUCACGGGCGAGGCUGCCAGCUUCAACGCCACCUUCAACUUCAGCAUCCAGUCUCUGCCCAACCGGAGCAGCAACGCCGGACACGGCAUGACGUUCUUCCUCGCGCCGUACCCGUCUUACCUGCCGCAGGACUCCUAUGACGGCUGCCUCGGGCUCUUCAGCGAGAGCCUGGUGCGCACAGACGGCGCGACGACGCUUUCCGCCAAUGCGUCCGGUGACGCCAGGUUCCUCGCCGUCGAGUUCGACACCUACCGUGACGACUGGGAUCCGAGCAGCCGGCACAUAGGCGUAGACGUGAACAACGUCAACUCACGCGGAAACUACAAGAUCUUGCCAAACGACAGCCUCGUCGACGCCGGCGUGAUGUCUGCGACGGUGAGCUACGAUAACGCGACGACGAGGCUGGACGUCGUCCUCAGCGGCGGCGCCAGUGGCGCAAGUUACACCCUUGCUGCCACCGUCGACUUGCGAAGCAUUCUGCCACCGCAGGUGACGGUAGGCUUCUCGGCAGCCACCGGCGACGUUUUCGGGAGCAAACACACGGUGCUCUCGUGCUCCUUCCAGUCCACGCUCCCGACCAGGAACGACAACACGUCCCUCCCAUCCACCUCGUCAAACAAGAAAGCCACCGUACAACUCAUUGCCGGGGUGGCCGCCGCCGCCGCCGUGUUGGUGCUCCUGCUCAUCGUCGCCGUCGGGGUGCUGCUCCGCCGCGCGAGCAGGAGAAACGACCAAUCGGAGGAGAAAGACAUGUUCGCCGGAGAUAUGACCCCGGACUCCCUCGACAUGGACAAAGACGAUGAGUUCGGUUCCAGCACGGGACCCCGGCCCAUCCCGUACGCCGACCUAGCUGCGGCGACGAGUAACUUCUCGGAGGACGGGAAGCUGGGACAGGGCGGGUCAGGGUCGGUGUACCGGGGCCACAUGAAACAACUCGGUGGCCGAGACGUCGCCAUUAAGGUCUUCUUGAGGGGGGCGUCCACAGAAGGGAGGAAGGAGUACAGGUCCGAGGUCACGAUCAUCAGCAGACUGCGGCACCGGAAUCUUGUGCAGCUAAUCGGUUGGUGCCAUGGCCGCAGGAGGCUGCUGCUGGUCUACGAGCUCGUGCACAACGGCAGCCUCGAUGGGUACCUCUACAGCAAACAGGAGACGGCUCUGACUUGGCAAGUUAGAUACCAGAUAAUUGUUGGGUUAGCAUCAGCCGUGCUGUACCUCCACCAAGAAUGGGACCAGUGCGUCGUCCACGGCGACAUCAAGCCAAGCAACAUCAUGCUAGACGAGUCCUUCAACGCCAAGCUCGGGGACUUCGGUCUCGCGCGGCUCAUCGACCACGGCGUGAGCCUGCAGACGAUGACGGCCAUGGCGGGCACCCCGGGCUACCUCGACCCGGAGUGCAUCAUCACCGGCAAGGCCUCCACCGAGUCCGACGUGUACAGCUUCGGCAUCACGCUGCUGGAGAUAGCGUGCGGCCGGCGGCCAAUGGCGCCGCCCAGCGCCGGCGCCAAGGACAGCCAGGUGUUCCGGCUGCUGGAGUGGGCGUGGGACCUCUACGGCAGGGGCGCCGCGCUCGACGCCGCUGACGCGCGUCUCGGCGGCGCGUUCGAUCAGUGGGAGAUGGAGCGGGUGGUGGCCGUCGGGCUGUGGUCAGCGCACCCCGACCCGAAGAUGAGGCCGGCGAUCAGGCAGGCCGCCGAGGCGCUGCAGUCGAGGAAGUUCAGGAUGCCGGUGUUGCCGCCCAAGAUGCCGGUGGCCGUGUACCUGCAGCCUUUCGGAGCUUCCAGCAUGGAGUAUGGCGACACCACCACCACCGUCGGGUCGGGAGUAACCAUGCAGUACUCGUCGACUGCGACGCAGUCGUCGAAUUCUAGCGUGCCAGCGGCUGUCGGUGAGCAGCUGAGCCCAAGAGUAUAGCUGAGGAGACGUCAGUUUGUUUCACUUGGUGGACUAGAGAUGAAAACUGAAACAAGUAUCGGUCCAGCAAAUUUGUACUGCCGCUUUCGCAUAUUUUAUACUACAUGUUAUAUUGUA
Messenger RNA from Lolium rigidum, 2352 nucleotides. RefSeq names its product L-type lectin-domain containing receptor kinase IX.1-like. Gene Ontology annotation, biological process: protein phosphorylation. NCBI's taxonomy places the organism in Eukaryota, Viridiplantae, Streptophyta, Magnoliopsida, Poales, Poaceae. The coding region runs from base 16 to 2235 and encodes 739 amino acids. Gene Ontology annotation, molecular function: ATP binding; carbohydrate binding; protein kinase activity. The record is from RefSeq and is a predicted model, not a curated record. Gene Ontology annotation, cellular component: plasma membrane. The transcript is spliced from 2 exons.